CAACAUUCCCGUGUAGAAGAAGAGGGCACUGUGCGCUAUUUAGACGGAAUUAAUUGUAGCGUAUUCAGUUGGUGUGAUGGAGGAGACCGAACUAGUGGGAGAGGACAGUUUUGAGUCCUUGGAGGAGUUCCAGGCUGUCUUCAGUGAGCUGGCCAGUGAUAAGGGUUUGGACAGGAUUCGGAUGGAGUAUGAAAAACUCGUCCAUGCUUUGAAGAAGUCACGGGAUAAUGAAAGGAGGCUGAUGUCGAAAUGCAGAGAACUGAACGCAGAGAUUGUUUCUACAUCAACGAAGGUGACAGCUGCCCUGAAACUGUCUCAGGAAGAUGAGACAACAAUAACGUCCCUCAAAAGGGAAUUGGAUAAAGCUUGGAAAAUGGUUGAUGCAGCCCAUGAUAAAGAGAGGAAGGACGUGGAGACCAUCAAGAAUUUAAAGGACGAUAUUUCCAAGAUUACGAAGGCAUCUGAGCAACAAACUGGACAACAGCUGGAGCAAGAACAGAUAGAUUUAAUUAAAGUGAUUGAGGAGAUGACCAAGGAAAGGGACCAGCUGAUGACAACCAUGGAGGAUCUAAGGGAGAAACUAGAUAAGGCAACUGCAACUCAGCUAGAGACGGAGAGUCAGAAAGAGGCUGCUGUACAGAACAUCUCUAAGCUUCAGCAGGAGCUUCAGGUGCAACAGAACGAGAUCUCCAGAGAGAUGAGACAGAAGGAGAAACUUGAAAAGGAGAUUCAGCAGCUGCACUCUGACAUGGAGGCCAAGAUGGCCGAAAUCAAAACUCUGAACGUACAUGGACAGAAGGCCAAAGAGGAGCAGCACAGACUGGAGCAGCAGCUCAAAGAUCUAAAAAUAUUGCACGAGCGUUCUACCAAAGAACUGGAGCAGAUUCAGGUGAAGAGCACCAAACUUCAGCAGGAAUGUGACCAUCUGUUAUCAUCCAAGGAGCACCUCUCUGUGGAGAAUCAUCAGAAGGCUAAUGAACUUAAGAUAAGAGAGGAGGAGUUGAGUCAGAUGCGCCAGGAGGUUGCCAAACAAACUAAGAUGAGGGAAGCCAUCCAGAAAAAGUUCCACCAAAUGGAGGACCAGAAAGCUGAAAUAGACGUACAGAGGGAGACACUGAAAGCUCAGAUCGCUGCUCUUGAAAAAGAUCUUGAAAGUUACCGGAAGCAAGAGGAAGUUGAUAAAAAAACCAAGGAGGAGCUGAUCCGAGAAAGGGACAUUUUACAUAAGAACAUGACCAAAGCUGUGCAGUCUGCUGAGAAGCAACAGAACCUUAUGAAACUCUUGGAACAGGACAAGAGAACUUUGGAGCAUGAGAUCUCUGGGUACCACCAGGAGGCCCAAAAGCAGCGCAAGAUUAUCCAGCAGCUGGAAAAGGAACGGGACCGGUACAUCAACGAAAGCAGCAGCCUUAUGCAAAAGGUGAAACAAAAAAUCACUGUUGUUGAAGACAAAGAAAUGGAGAUAUUUGACUGGAGGAAGAAAGCCACUGAGUCAGAGUGUAAACUCAAACAGCAGGAGAACCUGCUGGAAUCUAUCCUAACAGAGAGGAAUCUUUACAGCAAAAACCUGAUUGAGUGUCAGGAGGAGAUGGCAGAAAUGAAGAGGAAAAUAAAGACUAUGAACAACCAAGUUGCCAGGCUUAAAGAUGAGAUCAUUGGCAGUGAGCAGGCGCUGCUGAGAGAUCAGCAGGAGCAAAAGCUUUUAGAGAAGGAUAAUGAGGCCCUCAAGGGGGAGCUACAGUCAAUUAAACUGCAGCUAGAAGAAACAAAGCAACUUGUUGACAGCCAGAGAACCGAACAGCAAAAACUGCAAAUGAUACUAAACACCAUGGAGGAUGAACAAAGCCAAGUGCAGAAGCAGCUAGAGCAGGUAAAAAGGGAGCGGGACGGCCUCGGCAGACAGCUGCUGCAGCGUAAUAAUGAACGUGCUCUGCUGUUCGAGAAGAUCAGGCUCCAGCAGUCGAUCCUCAGCAAGGGCGACUUCCACUACAACCAGAGGCUCGAGGACAUAUACCUGCUCAGACUGGAGAUCAGGAGGCUCAGACGCAAGAAGAGCAUCCUGGACAGCACUCUACCAAACACAGAGGAGCUGAGGACAGAGCUGUUCCACCUACAGAACGAGCUCCUCAGAGAGAAAACCAGGAAUAGUGUCCUGGAAGACCAGCUGAAGCCCAUAAAUAUUCAUAGAUGGAGGCGACUUGAGGGCAGUGACCCCGGCAAAUACCAGCUCAUCCAGAAGAUUCAGACCUUGCAGAAGCGACUGAUUGUUAAGACCCAAGAGCUCGAGGAACAGGAACUGCUGCUGCAGGAAAAGGAGAAGCUGUAUGUAGAACUAAAGCAGAUCCUGGCCCGGAGGCCUGGUCCUGAGGCAGUCGAACAGCUUCAGCAGUGCCGCUGGACCAUCAGAGACCGCACCAAAAAGCUACAGGCACUUAUGGCAGAGCUGAGGAUGCUGGACUCAAAGAUGAAUGAGUACAAAAGUGAGAAUCAGAGACUGAGCAGUGAACUGACAAAUAUAAAGAAAAAGUAUCUCAGUCAGAAAAGGCUUCAUAGUGAGCAGAGAAGCCGGACCACAGUAGAGGAACAGGAAGGUUUGCCACAACUGAGGAGCACACCUCACUGCAGCGGAGGAGGCUUCAGGAUUCACAACCCGGUCAAACUCUGAUGGUCAGCUCAUCUGACAUGUCAGCUGAGAUUUAAAACUGUAUUUGAUAAACAUGACUGAGUACACAAAGGUUACGUGGCCUUGAUGUUUCAGAUGAGAAUAAACAGCCAGUUAAUUAUGGUCUUUAAAGAUGAGAAACCUUCAAGCUUUGCAAGUUAAAUCUAAGUUUAAGCAUUUGUAUUAUUGGUCAUUAUGCUGACUCAGCUGCAAGCUUGUCUUUCUGGGCUGGGUGUACACACACCAGCCCCUGUAUUAGGGACACCCACCGGCAUUGUUAGGCAUUGCAUCAUGAAAUACUGGGAGCUUGGACCAGUCCAGAAAUGGUUGACUUUUCAUAUGACAACAGGCUGGAUUACAAUUAUGGAAUAUUAAAAUAACACAAGACAUACGUGAGGUUGAAUAAAUCGUAAUGUUAAAAUAUGCACUGAUUUUAUUUUUAAAUCAUUUAACUGUAUAU
Molecule: messenger RNA, 3122 nt
Organism: Fundulus heteroclitus (mummichog)
Lineage: Eukaryota; Metazoa; Chordata; Actinopteri; Cyprinodontiformes; Fundulidae
Gene: cfap58
Product: cilia and flagella associated protein 58
Exons: 19
Coding region: 77-2665 (862 amino acids)
Cellular component (GO): cytoskeleton
Source: RefSeq, a predicted model, not a curated record